AUGACGCCAGAUUACGGGUUGUGUGCAGGACACAUAUUCGCGAGCAUGAUUCAGCAUCAACGGGGCUGUACCAACAUUUCUUUAUAUCCGGGAGCUUCAAUUACAUUUCUCCCCCAACUUACAGGCACAAUGGAAACGGAAUCAGGUAGUUCCAUCAAGAAGAUUUUGCAUCGUUUAAGCGGACAGCCGGCUCUGUACAAUCUCAAGGCCAACUACACCUUUGGACGAACACUAGGUGCUGGCUCUUUUGGUAUCGUCAGAUAUGCGCGCAACAAUGUCACUGGCGAAGAUGUUGCGGUUAAAAUCAUCUUGAAAAAGGCAUUGAAAGGGAACGAAGAGUUUGUUAUCGAAGAGCUCAAGCUUCUCCAAGAACUUCACCAUCCUCACAUUGUGGGAUUCCGCCAAUGGUUUGAGUCUCGCGAUAAGUUUUACAUUGUGACGCAGCUUGCUACCGGCGGCGAAUUAUUUGACCGAAUUGUGCAAAAGGGCCGUUUCACCGAACACGAUGCGCUGCUUGUCAUUUUGCAAAUUCUCGAGGCAAUUGUUUACCUUCACUCGAAGGACAUUGUGCACCGUGACAUCAAGCCAGAAAAUGUGCUUUAUCUCAGUCCCGCAGAAGACUCCAAUGUGGUGUUGGCAGACUUUGGUAUUGCGAAAAAACUUGAAGGUCCGGACGAAAAGCUUCUUACCAGCGCAGGCUCCUUUGGUUAUGCGGCGCCCGAAGUUAUUAUGGCCACAGGCCAUGGCAAACCGUGCGAUAUCUGGUCGUUGGGUGUCGUGACAUAUACUAUUUUGUGUGGCUACUCGCCGUUCCGGUCGGAGAAUGUCCAGGAUUUUAUUGCUGAAGUUCGCCAUAACAAUGCGGUUAUCUUCCAUGCGGAUUACUGGCGAGACGUUUCAAAAGAUGCUAGACGUUUCAUCAUCAAGGCGUUGCAAUUCAAUCCAGAGAAGCGUGCGACAGCACAGGAGCUUUUGGAUGAUGUCUGGCUUGUGAGCGUCGCCCAUGAGCACGGUAAGGCAGACUUGCUUCCACAAUUGAAGGAGAAUUUCAGUGGAAAGGCCAAGUUCCGCCAGGCCAUUGAGAUGGUCAAGUUGGCCAACAAGAUCAACAAGCUUAAGAGCAUUCAAACCGACGAUGACGACGACCCAAGUGAGAUCAACUUGUUUGGUGACGAAGGACUUAUUCCGCUGUCGCACUUGGCACUCUCGCCAGAAGAGAUGGGCCCCAACACCGAAACCGAGAACAAGUACAAUGUGGCCAAAAACUCUCUCUCUUCAUGGAAGAAGGUGGACAAACUGUUGGACGAGAUUUGCGCUAACGAUGGGUCGAUGUCACUGUUGUACCCUAGCAAGAAGAAGGAAACGGUAGCUAGUGCUUUUCACCAGUUGGUGCACACGGCAAAGCAGAACAGAGAACGUGUGCAAACAUUUGAUGACGGAAGUUCCAGCAGCGCUUCGGAAGAGACAACGAAGCAGACCGACCAAUAA
This is a messenger RNA of Clavispora lusitaniae ATCC 42720, 1488 nucleotides long. RefSeq names its product calmodulin-dependent protein kinase (gene CMK2). Lineage: Eukaryota; Fungi; Ascomycota; Pichiomycetes; Serinales; Metschnikowiaceae. The record is from RefSeq and is a predicted model, not a curated record. Gene Ontology annotation, biological process: protein phosphorylation; cellular response to oxidative stress. Gene Ontology annotation, molecular function: calcium/calmodulin-dependent protein kinase activity; ATP binding.